CGCCGCAUGUCCGCCACAGCCCUACAACCACAGCCAACAUGCGGCCAACAGCACGAUGCCUGACGCCUGGGUUUAUGAAGCGCAGCCUCGACGAGUUCAAGCGAUUGUCUAAUCGCGCGCUCAAGCUCGAAGGAUUGUCGUCGCCCACCAAACCCUACCCUUUGAUUAUCUUCGACUCGCAAGAUGCCAUCGCGCGGUGCAAGCGCAUGAGCGACAAAGACAUCGGUGGCUUCUCUGCAGCCAACCUCGACUUUCACGCCGCUACUGCGAACGAGCCUGCGCACGCACGCUUUCACGGUACCAUAUCUACCGAGCUUCCCAGAGACCAGCCGCAUGUGCAACGCACAGGCUAUGCUGGAUGGCGCACGCUGGACCGUGGCUUUACCAUCUUUGGGAAGUCGGUGUGGGACGUAGACUCGUACGCCUAUCUAGCCAUUCAAUUCAAGUCAGAUGGCCGCAAGUACUUUGUCAAUGUACAGACUGAGUCCAUUGUUCCGACAGACAUCCAUCAACACCGUCUCUACUCCAAGACGCCCGGUGAAUGGGAGACUAUCCUGAUCAAAUGGAACGAGUUUGUGCGCACAAACCAUGGCCAAGUGGUGGAACCACAGCGGGAAAUGCUUACCCAAAAAGUGCGAACAGUAGGAAACGCUUUGAUCGACCGUAUACCAGGGCCGUACGAUCUCAGCAUAAGCAAGGUGUGGGCGACCAAUGCUACAAGUGACGAUGAUAUCCUGGCGACGGUCACAGGUGCUAUCACGGGGCUUCCCUCGCAGCACGGCUUCAAGAAAGUAGAGACGCCUAAACAGGAGCCGUUGGGUGACCGCUCAUCAUAGUUUGAGUUUCUGCGAUGAGGGUUGUAUAAUACUGCAGGUCGGAAUCGAAUUGCGUCAAUAAGUAACACACCUCGAAACAAGCCGCAGUGCCAAUGUCGUGUAUAAAAGCAGACGUUGUAUGUAAAAUUUAGUUUUCUUGGGUCCAAUCGCAUGUAUAUCAAGG
Paraphaeosphaeria sporulosa is the source of this 999-nucleotide messenger RNA. RefSeq names its product CIA30-domain-containing protein. NCBI's taxonomy places the organism in Eukaryota, Fungi, Ascomycota, Dothideomycetes, Pleosporales, Didymosphaeriaceae. The transcript is spliced from 2 exons. The coding region runs from base 39 to 836 and encodes 265 amino acids. Gene Ontology annotation, cellular component: mitochondrion. The record is from RefSeq and is a predicted model, not a curated record. Gene Ontology annotation, biological process: mitochondrial respiratory chain complex I assembly; mitochondrial electron transport, NADH to ubiquinone.